AAAAAAAAAGAACCCUAAACCACAAACCAUCCUUUUUCAUUCUUUAUAUAAACUGAUGUUCCCCAAAAGGCUUUUCCUCGCCAUAUACCUGUGAAAGAAACAAAAAAAAAAGAUAUAAAAGGGAAACAAUAUUCGAGAGAGAGAUAUGGGUGAGGUGGCUUAUAUGGACGAAGGAGAUUUAGAAGCAAUAGUCAGAGGUUACUUAGGCUCCGGAGACGCCUUUUCUGGGGAAAGCUCCGGUGGGUUUUCACCUCCGUUUUGCCUUCCGAUUGAGACGGCUAGUUUCUAUGAACCGGAGAUGGAGACAACCGGUUUAGACGAACUUGGUGAACUCUACAAACCUUUUUACCCUUUCGCCUCACAAACAAUCCUCACAAGCUCCGUCUCUGUCCCCGGAGAUUCAAGAAGUUUCCGAGAUGAUAAGAAACAACGAACACAUAGUUGUCUUCAAUCUAACGGAUCAAGAGUUGAUCAUAUCCGAAUCCCAGUAUCCAAAUCGAAGAAGAGCAAGAAGAAUCAACUAAAGAGAGUUGUUGAGCAAGUGAAGGAAGAAAAUCUGUUGUCGGAUGCAUGGGCAUGGCGUAAAUACGGGCAGAAACCCAUCAAAGGAUCUCCAUACCCAAGGAGUUAUUACAGGUGCAGCAGCUCAAAGGGGUGUUUGGCAAGAAAACAAGUCGAAAGAAAUCCUCAGAACCCGGAAAAGUUCACCAUAACGUAUACAAAUGAACACAACCAUGAGUUACCAACCCGGAGAAACUCAUUAGCCGGUUCGACUCGAGCCAAAUCUUCUCAAACCAAACCGGCCGUAACCAAAAAGUCCGUAAAGCAAGUGGUUUCUUCUCCCACAAGUAACCCCAUGAUCACAUCCACUGAUGAAUCUUCUGUUGCGGUUCAAGAUAUGAGGGUUGCAGAAACGAGUACCUACCAAAUAACCGUAGAAACCAAGGGCACGAGUAACACUUUACCAUCGGAUUUGUUGUCUGGGACGGGAACUUUUCCGACUUGUACCUGUGACUUUGAUGAACUACUGAAUAGCCAUGAGUUCCUCAAUGGGUACUUAUGGAAUUACUAAAGAACAGUAGGUGUAUGUAUAUUCAGACUUAUAUUAUAGUUGCAUUGCGGGCGUUGAGAAAAAUGUAUAUUUAUGUCUCUAGGAGAUUAGAGCGUCGUAGUUUUCGUCUUGUUUCCAGCUUGACCUGAAAAUGUAACCAAAUAUAGUUCAUUUAAAUUGUCAUACUAAUGCUAAGACAAAUCCCCAUUUUACAUUAUAUAUAUUUCAACGUUUUCCACUGCACUAAGAAAAGACUACGCCUAAAAUUGUUAGACACUGUGUGAAAAUGGAACCGUCUUCAGGCCGGUCUAGAUGAUUAAUUAGGCAUCCUAAAAUAUACUGUAUAUUUUACAUUAUAGAGACACCAAUAUACAACUCACCCGCCCACCCAGCCGCAUUUAGUAUUUUAAUGAAUGUGAAAAUUAAUUUUAACUUUUAAAUCAAAUUAUUGACAAAUAAUUAAUAUUCAAAUAAAUGGCCAGACAGUUGCACAAAUCAACACCAUGUUUCCAUCCAAUGUCCAAACUGAACGUAUUUUUAGGCUCUAACGAUUGAUAUGGAUACAUAUGUUUUGUAAGGCAAACAAAGAGGUAACAAAAUUUGAAUUGGAGAAAUUAAAAGAAUCUUUACUCGAAAGUCUACUGUCAUUAGCUUUUAUUUACAGAUGGGAUAAGAAACGAGCCAGUCUUAGAUUUCUUGUAUCAUAGAAACUUGGGGAUCAUUCAUUAAACUUCCGUCAACAGAUAAUAUAUUAUUCGCAAUCUAUUCUGAAUUUAUCAAAUAGUUGCAAGUCCCAACCUCUCUGUCUAGCUAACAAUAGAUGAUUCGUCUAAGCCACAAACACUUAACCUUAAAAAGAAAUUGAACUGUUGGGAAAUGGAAGAGGCCGCGCGAACACCCUUGCUGCCACAAAUAAUGACGCAGGAUCAUCCACUUGGGAAGACCUUAAGCUAAGCACCCUUCCUUAUUGUGCAAUGGAAGUCACUGGCAUAGGCCACUCGUCUUACGAUCACGAGUCAACCCCAUCGAAGUAAGUAUCUUUCAAUGUUCGACCAUCUUCUCCUAAUAUGCUUGCAAUGUGGCACUGAAUGCUUAUGAUUUAUAUGGUUAUAUAUAAGGCAGCAUCGUACUGUUAAAUAAUCUAGAAGGAGAUAAAAGGUUUUCUUGUGUAUUAAGACGUGAAAGUUACGCCUUAUAUACAGACUCGGCAACAUAUACUUUUUACCUAGUUACAAAACAUUUUUACCUAAUUACAAGACUCAAUAUCAAACUUACAAUUUAUGGGCCUAUGGCCCAGUACCUCUCCUCAAGAUGGAGUGUGCAUAUUACAAACACCCAUCUUGACAAGAAAUCAAAUACAAAUUCUCUGCAUCCAAGCGGAUUGGCGAUUAUAUCUGCAAGCUGAGACUUCGUGGAGACAUGUUUCGUCUGUAUGACCCCUCGAGUUUUUCAUCUCGUAUAAAAUGAUAGGCUAUACCUAUGUGUUUCGUGCAAACAUGGAAGAUGGAGUUGGCUGCCAAGUGAAUUGCGGAGGGUCUAUCAGAAUGUAGAGGGAACACAUAAGAACAGUCGGCUCCAAGUGCUGGAAGUAGAUUACGAAGCCAAAUAAUUUCAGUUAUAGUGUCAGCCAUGGCCCUAUAUUCAGCAUCAGCUGAAGAGCGAGAAACAACAUCUUGUUUCAUCAUUUUCCACGAUAAUAGCGAGCCUCCAAGAUGAAUAAACCAACCAGUAAGAGAGCGUUGUGUUACUGGACACUUACCCCAGUCAGCGUCACACCACACCAUGAGAGUUAAAGGAGCAGGGGCGCGUAGAAGUAGUCCCUGUCCCGGACUCUGUUUCAGGUAUCGAACAACCCUCAAGGUAGCAUCCCAGUGUUCUGUUUUCGGCGAUCCCAUUAACUGAGACAAUAUAUGGAUAACAUAUGACAGGUAUGGUCUUGUUACUCCAAGGUAAAUGAGCUUACCAAUGAGACGACGAUACUGCAUGGGAUUCUGUAGUGUGGCACCGUUGGCACGAGCUAGCUGAUGAUGUUGUUCAAGUGGGAAUUUUUCUGGUUUGACUACUAGUAGACUCGUUUCCGUGAUGAUGUCGAUAGCAAACUUAGAUUUCGAGCUACUUCUAUCCCCAAGAAUAUUGAAAGAUGCCAAGAUCCUUCAUACGAAAAUAAGUGCUCAGAUAUGACUUAGAUUUUGUGAUGUAAGAAACCUUACUUCCAAAGAUAAUUGGGUCAUCGACGUAGACAAGAACUACUAAGAUCAUAUCAGUCUUUUGAAACGUAAAUAGAGAAUGAUCAAAGUCGUUUUUUCUGAAAGCCAUACUCUUUCAAAGCAGUAGCGAGUUUGGCGUACCAGAAUCUUGGAGCUUGCUUCAAACAAUAAAGCGACUUCUAUAAUCAGCAUACCUUUGAAUUGCCACCGGUUCUAAACCCAAGUGGGAAUUGCAUAUAAAUUUCUUCACCACGAUCUCUAUGAAGAAAGGCGUUGUGAACAUCCAUUUGGUGAAUCUCCCAAUCACGCGAGGCUGCUAGUUGAAGAAAUGCUCGAACCGUAAUCAUCUUAGCGACCGGAGUGAAAGUCUCAUUGAAGUCUCCUCCUUCGGUCUGGGUGUUACCCAAUACCACAAGGCAUGCCUUAUGUCUAACCAGUUGUCCUUCACAAUUUAAUUUGAGAUGAAAAACCCAUUACAACCAAGCGCUUUCUUUCCCGGUGGUAAUACUUCAAGAGUCCAUGGACCACUCUCUUCACAAGCAUCUAUUUCUUCACGAACAACUGAACGCCAGUGAUCAUCAAGAACAUCUUCCUCAUAAUGAUGAGGCUCAUAACCUUUUGUGAUAGCCAUCACAUAUGCCUGGUACUUUGGAGAGAAGUUAUGACUUGAAAAAAACUUAUCCAACGGAUAUGGUGUUGCAGGCGGAGGUGGCGAAUGACGUAAUGUUGCCACAUAGAUUGCCAGUUUCGUAGGUGGUCUUUUGGUGCGAUGUCCACGUCCCAAUAUUUCAGGAGAUGAGGGAUACAUGUUAACAUCAGUCUCGUCAGGAAGAACCUCAUCUUCGUCUAAGUUUGAAGCAACUACCGUAGUGGUUUCCAGUGGUGAUAUGAUCUCACUAGAGGAUGGAGUAGGAGCGGUGUCAUCACAUGUUACCGAUGUUGCAUGAUGAGUGUAUGCCAGUGGAGCUUCUGGUUCCGAAGAUAAAACAGUUGUGGCUGAAGGUACAGGGUCAGUAAACAGACGUCGUCACUGAUGGGCACUGAGAUAUCAUGUGGUGUCGGUGAUUAAAUGUUCACAUGAGGAAGAUGAUCAAGAAACGGGAACUCUAUUUCAUUGAAUAUAGCAUCUCGAGAAACAGAUACGACUCCAGUUUAAAUGUUAUACACUCUCCAGCCUUUUGACUAAAAGGAUAACGAAGAAAGACUGAGUGAUUGCUGCAAGUUGCAAAUUUAUCACCUCCGUAUAUCUUAUUGUGGACAUAACACAACACGAAGAUGAUUCAGUGGAGGCGGUCGUUUGUAAACAAGUACGCAGUAGGAGUUUGAUUAAUCAUAUAUCCAGAUGUAAGUGCACAAUAUCCCCAAAAUUCAACCGGAAGACCCAACUGAAAUCGUAAUGCUCGAGCCACAUUCAAUAUGUUACGAUGUUUGCGCUAAACUCUCCCAUUCUGCUGCGGAGUCCCUACUCAAGAGGUCUCAUGCACGAUACCAUUUUGUGUAAAGUAAUCGGAGAGACAUGUGAAUUCUAAACCAUUAUCACUUCGUAUAAUUUUCACUUUAGUAGAAAAUUGUAUUUCCACAAGCGCAAAAAAAAAUUUCAGAUGAGUAAGACCCUCUUUCUUGUUCGGAAGAAGGUAAAUCCAGACUGCACGACUGAAGUCUUCUAGAAUGGUGAGAAAGUAACGAGCUCUGCACAUAUAGUAGUGCGAUAAGGGCCCUAUAAGUCGCAGUGAAUCAUUUCGAAAGCAAAACUCGUCUUAUUAAUGCUUAAAGGGAAUGAGUUUUGUGCUUGCUUGGCACGUAUACAAACGUCACACUUUUUAAAUUCAAAAACAGUACUACUAAAAUCAGAAAGCUUCAACAAAUCAAUGCUUUAGAAGAUAGGUGACCUAGGCGACGGUGCCAGUCAUCAAUCGUCAAACCACUGGUCUGCUGAACAGCUCCAACAGUCUCCACACCUCUAAAGACGUACAGCAUGUUGCUUUCCCUACCCACUCCAAUGUGAUCCUGAAUAACACAAAUCUGAUCAGUCAUUGGAACUAAGAAACCACUAUCGCGAGUAAGCUGAGAUACAUAUAUCAGAUGGUAGUCAAGGCCACCUACAAAAUACACUUCUCGGAGUCGCUAAGAUGAACCCAUAGAGACAUAUCAGAGAUGUUUAAGAGAAAGUCAAGGGUACCUGUCGUGUGAUUAGAAGCUCUAGAAUCAAUGAUCCAAGAUUCAAAGAAUUGCUUACCAGAAUGAUGUUUAUCAGAUGAGAUUUUGCGUUCAUCAAACAUGUUUACCAAUGUCUUCCAUUGAGCAUCACUCAAUCCACUGAUACCCAUUCUAUCUGCUGUCGUCAGUGUGUGCGAUUUCAUAAGAGAUGCCAAGAUAGACAGAACACGAGCCUUAAGAGUGAUGACUGCAGCGUGAUUUGCUUUAGAUGUGUUUCCGACUGCAGAGCCACUACAACGACCCGUUCCUGUAAAUUGCGACGAAGAUGAAGACUGUUUCAGAUGCGACUUCUCUUCCCACCAAUCAGGAUAUCCAAUGCGUCAAAAGCAAGUCUCAGCAGUACGUCCACUCUUGCCAUAGUCAGUACACACAGCUCCAUGUUAGUUGUUCAUUUGUCCAAGUGACAUGGAGCUGACACUCUGCCUUCUUUCAGUGUUCAUUUGUCCAAGUGAUUUAGACUCUUCAUCCCGAGUUAGCAUCUUAUAAGCUUCCUCGAUAGAGGGCAGAGGAACCCGAGAUAGAAGUGCAGAUUUCACAGCUCCGUACUCUGUUUCAUCAAAUCCCAUAAGAAACUGGCGCAGCUUGUCUUCGUCUCCCUCCUGUCGAACUUCCUCCAUUUUUGGCUUUUUGAUAAUCAUCCAAACUUCUCCACAACUGAGUGAAUUUUCCGUAGUAAACAUCUAUUGCCAAUCCUUUUUGUCGACACGUCGCCAACUCGGUUUUGAGUUGUUGGACUCGUUGACGGUUCUUCACUCCAAAUCGUUUUUGGAUAUGUGUCCAAAGCUCUUGAGAAUCGUCAAUAUGUGACAUUGAAGAAGACAGUUCAUCUACGGUGAGUUUAAUCCAGGAGACAACAAGAGCGUUAUUUGCUAACCAAUCUUCAUAAUCUGGUGAGUCCUUGAGAGGUUGAGGUAUACUCCCAUCAGCAAAACUGAAUUUCUUUCUUGCUUUUAACUCCAAAUGAAUGUUGGUUGCCAUUCACCAUAGUUAGGACCACACAAAAAUGGUUUGGAGAUCAAGGUUCUGGGGUUGUCUCCAGAGGUCAAGUCAUAUGGAAAAAUCGUACGUUCUGUUUGUGAAACAGAAGAAACGAGGGAUGAUUCCAUACCAGCCAUCGUAGAAGUUCAGACAAACGAGAUCUCAUAAUCGAAUAGCUAGAAAAUCUUGUAGGAGUUUAGAUUUUCAAAGUUAUGAUAUCAUGUUAAGAAACCUAGAAAGAGGUAAAAAAUUUCUUGUGUAUUUAGAUGUGAAGACUACGCCUUAUAUACAGACUCGAGAACGUAUACGUUUUACCUAGUUACAAGACUCAAUACUGAACUUACAAUGUAUGAACCUAUAGCCAAUACAUAUUGUUUUACCUAAAUGGGCCUAAGCCUCACUAUUGAGAAUCAAACGCUUUUUCGUCACUAUUGAUAAGCUUCAAGAACCACGAACUUGAGCUCUUCAUAUACCUUACUUCAAGUUCCAGUUACAGCUUCUUCUUCUAACUUCAACAAGCUAGGAUCAGAUUCUUAAUGUUGAAUCACCAUCCAACACUCACAAAUGACUAAUAUCUGCCCCAUAUCUAUUUGACUAUUUUUCUAACUCUUGUCCUCGACUUAUCAUGGUCAAUAUGUCGUUGGGAUAUGUUCGUGUUUAUCUACUAGUGUCAAAAAAAAGAAGAACAUGUAUAUCCGUGUCUUUGAAUAACAUGCAAUCUAUCUAUCUAUAAUAAUAAAGUUGACUUAUGAUCUCUCCUCUUUCCUCCACCUCAUCAUAGAGCAUGGAGCAAUUACUGACACGUGGCCUCAUCUCUUUAACUAUUUUGAAAUGUUUGUCGCUGGAGAUCUGUAACUUGAGCUAACUUUAAUCUGAUUAAUGGAAUGGGCUAUUAAAGCUUUAGAAAAGAGAUCCAUAUUUUAUUAGGGUUUGGUUUGUUUUCCCGGUUGACAUGCAGAGUAUAAUCGGCUUGACUCUUCAGAUCUCACUUCUCAUACCUUCGUCUGUAUAACGGCUUGACUUACCGACUAUCCUCUUUCAGAUACAUUAAUCUUUGCAUUUACGUGUUUAUAAAUGGGAUCGUAGCCUGCGAUUAUCAGACCCACCACUCUUAGCAAUGGGCUUCUAUCCGAGGUCUCCCUGAUUCGCGCUUUCGUACCAAAGUCGAAGGAUUCUUCGUCUUUCCAAAUCGAGUGGAUUCUAUCUCCCAAAUACUUCAAUUUUCCACUUCCGAUAACACCUACUUAUGAUCCAUAUGGGAUUUUCUAAGUUCGUGGCCUUCCUUCUUAUUUGAGUAUUCAAGGUUGUCGCACCUGUUAGAAUGACAUUCUAAAUGUCCGUAAAUACUGUAUAUUUGGACAUUUCAAUUGUCUUCAUACAGAUUUUCAAAGAACACCACUCUCUUUUUGCUCAAAGCCUAUUUCAUAACUGUUGCAUUGAAUGUUGAUGCAAAGCUGCCAACGAUGUCGCUUAUCGCUUCAGACUUCAGCUUCUUGCCCGGUUGUGAAAGAGCUCCAUUGGUCUCAACAACGAGAACACCACAGGUUGCCCUGAUGCUACAAUUGAUGAAGCAAGCACAAUGGACUCAACACCACUACCUUGUCAAGCGGAGACAGUGGUAAGCAUUGACUGCAGAGCAAGUGAUUUCACGUGGAAACAACAACAAUGCAGAAAGAGUAUUAGCUAAUCAUCAACAUCAUGGAGUGAAAUAAAGGUUUGGGGAUGCUUAGUGUUAGAGUGAGAUGCAAGUCGUGUAACUUCAAUCUCUGUUUAUGUUAUUGUUUACUUUACUUUAUAAAAACCAAGCUGGAUUCCAUCAAGAAAACUUUUAAAAAUUGA
This is a messenger RNA of Brassica napus (rape), 8292 nucleotides long. RefSeq names its product probable WRKY transcription factor 29. Bases 146 to 1072 code for a protein of 308 amino acids. Gene Ontology annotation, molecular function: DNA-binding transcription factor activity; transcription cis-regulatory region binding. Gene Ontology annotation, biological process: regulation of DNA-templated transcription. Gene Ontology annotation, cellular component: nucleus. Lineage: Eukaryota; Viridiplantae; Streptophyta; Magnoliopsida; Brassicales; Brassicaceae. The transcript has 7 exons. The record is from RefSeq and is a predicted model, not a curated record.